This is a messenger RNA of Spea bombifrons (plains spadefoot toad), 2646 nucleotides long. It is a transcript of the gene NPTN, whose product is annotated as neuroplastin. Lineage: Eukaryota; Metazoa; Chordata; Amphibia; Anura; Pelobatidae. Gene Ontology annotation, molecular function: cell-cell adhesion mediator activity. The record is from RefSeq and is a predicted model, not a curated record. Bases 150 to 1370 code for a protein of 406 amino acids. Gene Ontology annotation, biological process: dendrite self-avoidance; axon guidance; homophilic cell-cell adhesion. Gene Ontology annotation, cellular component: axon; plasma membrane. The transcript has 9 exons.
UGCUCCGCCCUCCUCUGCCCACAAGACAGGCGGCACUCGCGAGAUUCUGCUUCUAGCUGCGGAAGAAGAGUGAGGGGGAGUUGCGGAUACCCGACCACAGGCCCGAAAAACACUGAACCCGCUGCCUGCGCCUCCCCCUCUGAGAGCCCAUGGCCCGCUACAACUAUCCUUCCGUGCCCGCUUCCGUCCUUAUAGGGCUGCUUCUCGGCUGCUGCGGGCUCGCACCGGCGCCGGCCGCCGCCCAGAACGCUGGGUUUGUGAAGUCGCCCAUGUCAGAGACAAAACUAACAGGGGAUGCAUUUGAGCUGUACUGUGACGUGGUCGGGAUCCCCACCCCAGAGAUCCAGUGGUGGUAUGCUGAAGUCAACCGGGCUGAGUCUUUCAAACAGCUGUGGGAUGGUGCACGGAAGCGCCGCGUCACCAUAAACACAGCAUACGGCACAAAUGGGGUGAGUGUGCUGCGAAUAACUCGUCUCACCCUGGAGGAUUCUGGGACCUACGAGUGCCGGGCAAGCAACGACCCCCGGCGGAACGACCUGAGGCAAAACCCAUCCAUAACUUGGAUCCGGGCACAGGCCACCAUAAGCGUCCUGCAGAAGCCAAAAAUCAAUGCCAGUGAAGAGGUUACUAUAAGGAAAGAUGGUGGCCCUAUUUUGUUACAAUGCAACCUCACACUGACUGGCAGCAUGGUUGCACCAGAGAGCAGUCACUGGACUAAGAAUGGAGUAGAAAUUCCCGACAGCCGGAAGAAUGCCUUAAAUGAUUACUACAUGGAGUUGAGGAUUGGAAAGCCAAAGGCUGAGGAUUCUGGGGAAUACCUAUGUGUCUUUACCUUCCCCAACAGCUCUCCUCCUGCCAAUGCUACAAUUGAAGUUAAAGCGGCCCCUGAAAUUACCGGCCACAAAAAAAGUGAAAACAAGAACGAGGGACAGGAAGCAACAUUGCACUGCAAAUGUGUAGGAUAUCCUCACCCGGAGUGGUCCUGGUAUAAAAAGGAUGACUCACAAAUUGUGGAGCUAAAUAAUGCAAGUGGGCGCAUCUUUAUCAACAGCAGUGAUAGCUUCACCGAGAUGAAGAUAAUCAACCUAGAUAUUAAUGAAGAUCCAGGCCAGUACGUGUGUAAUGCAAGCAGUUCAGUUGGGUGGAGCAGCAGUACCACCAUCUUGCGUGUGCGCAGCCAUUUAGCUCCUGUUUGGCCCUUCCUUGGAAUUGUGGCAGAAAUAGUCAUUUUGGCGGUCAUCAUUGUGGUUUAUGAGAAGCGCAAGAGGCCGGAUGAGGUGCCAGAUGAUGAUGAACCAGCUGGACCAAUGAAAAGCAAUUCUACAAACAACCACAAAGAUAAAAAUUUGAGGCAACGGAAUACAAACUAAACCAGCCCUAGCUUCAUGAACUUUGUCAGACCACUACCCAUACCACCUGAAGAGCUGGAGCUGCUGAAGUUGAACUUCAGAUUUCUUCAAUAUUCCUGUGUGUGUUGUUUUUUUCUUUCAGGGGAUUGAGGGUACAAAACUUUCUUAAAAGCAUGCCUUAUAGCCUCCAAGGCAACUGACCAGAUGGGGUUUCAAAGAGCUUCAACAAUAGAAUGCAUAUGCAGCUUUGUGUGCGGUGGCUGUUUAUAAAAAGUUCACUUAGACUAUAUACUUAUUUAAGCCUUCCAAAGGUGAUUGGGGAUAUGGACAGGUCAUGCAUGCGGUAUAAAGUAUUUCAUUUUAAGUGUUUGAUUAUUUUUGUUAAUGUUCUUGCUGCAGCUAUACAAGCUUUCCCAAACCAUUUUCAAAGGCAGCCAAAAUUCUUUGAUAAAUCACAGAAGUGGCUAAAGUAUGCAGAUAUAUGCAGUUUAAAUAUUACGUAAUGAAAAGUACCUAUACUGGCAGUUGUAGCUUGGGAGAUUAAUAACAGCUGGGAAGAUAGCCCAGAUCACAGCAACAUGAGUUUGGGGCAAGGGAAAACUGCCAGUGAGAGAAGAGGGUGGCAAACAUGCCAUCUGCAGUAAUGAGUAGCAUGACACUGAAAUUCUUCAAAUGCGCAAAUUGUGUGCUUUUUUUAUUGAAAUAUCACCUCAUGUUUUCUAAACCAAUAAGAAGUUUGCAUGUAAUGCCCAUAACAAGGACCUUGGGUGCUGCUAUAUGUCACUCCUAUCCAAAUUUUACAUUUGAGAUUUAAUAUUUAGAAGCCAUGUAAAGGCUGCCUGACAUUCCUAUUACUUCUGAUCUCGUAUAAGAGUAAGGCAUGGUAACUUUUGAUUUAUUGGUGCAAAUAAUGGACUUUCCCAGCUAGGUCAGGUGCAUCAGUCUAAAUAAAAACAUAAUAGGUGGGAUGCUUUAUAACUUAACGUUAGUUCAAUUGUGUAUAUUACUGAAUCCUUUUUGCACUGUUAUGUCAAAACUGUACAUUCAUGCAAGCAAAAUUUUUAUAAGUUAUAUUUUUGUUUUAAAGGGGUUUGUGUUUAAUUUGAGUUUUAAAAGAUCAUGAAUUGUUUUAUAGCAUGGUUCUAUUCUAUGCAACUAGAUGUAAAUGUGUCCAUAUAUCACAACUGUAAUAUCUUUUAUUGAGAAGGGAUGGAAGAACCUUCUAGUUGCAUGAACCUGUGGAUUGUGUAUUUGAAGUGUAACCAUGUUGAUAAAUAUAAAGUACCUACAACAAAAA